CGGUGUGUGUAAAGCCUCUCCGGUGUGUGUGAAGCGUCUCCGGUGUGUGUGAAGCCUCUCACUCUCCUCGACUCUUCAUCAUCAUGUCUCUCCAUCUCCUCCUCUUCUUCUUCCUCCAGCUCUUCAGCUCGUCUCUCCAGCAGUUCCCCCGAGUCUGCACCUCCCCAGAAGUCCUCCAGUCCAAACGCUGCUGUCCAGUCUGGCCCGGCGACGGCUCCGUGUGCGGCGUCCAGUCAGGUCGAGGGUUCUGUCAGGACGUCCUGGUGUCCGACCUUCCCAACGGGCCGCAGUAUCCUCACUCAGGAGUGGACGAUCGAGAGCGAUGGCCUUUAGUGUUUUACAACCAAACCUGCCAGUGCGCCGGAAACUACAUGGGGUUUGAUUGCGGCGAAUGCAAGUUCGGCUUCUUCGGUGCCAACUGCGCAGAGAGACGCGAGUCUGUGCGCAGAAAUAUAUUCCAGCUGUCCACUACCGAGAGGCAGAGGUUCAUCUCGUACCUAAAUCUGGCCAAAACCACCAUAAGCCCCGAUUAUAUGAUCGUAACAGGAACGUACGCGCAGAUGAACAACGGCUCCACGCCAAUGUUCGCCAACAUCAGUGUGUACGAUUUAUUCGUGUGGAUGCAUUAUUACGUGUCCCGGGACGCUCUGCUCGGUGGGCCUGGGAAUGUGUGGGCUGAUAUUGAUUUUGCGCAUGAGUCGGCGGCGUUUCUGCCUUGGCAUCGGGUGUAUCUGCUGUUUUGGGAGCAUGAGAUCCGGAAGCUGACGGGAGACUUUAACUUCACCAUCCCGUACUGGGACUGGCGGGACGCGCAGGACUGUCAGGUGUGCACGGAUGAGCUGAUGGGGGCGCGCAGCAGCCUCAACCGCAGCCUGAUCAGCCCCUCCUCUGUGUUCUCAUCCUGGAAGGUGAUCUGUUCUCAGCCUGAAAGUUACAACCUCCGCGAGGCUUUGUGUGACGGGUCGCCGGAGGGGCCUUUACUGCGCAAUCCCGGGGACCACGACCGGAUCCGGGUACCGCGGCUGCCCACAUCCGCCGAUGUAGAGUCGGUGCUGCGGCUGACGGACUACGAGACCGGGCAGAUGGACCGACGGGCAAACCUGAGCUUCAGGAACGCGCUGGAAGGUUUUGCUAAUCCUGAGACGGGUUUGGCAGUGACGGGUCGCAGUUUGAUGCAUAACUCUUUACAUGUAUUCAUGAACGGCUCCAUGUCUUCAGUGCAGGGAUCUGCCAACGACCCCAUUUUCAUCAUACAUCAUGCUUUUAUUGACAGCAUCUUUGAGCAGUGGUUGAGGAGACACCAGCCGCCCCGCACACACUACCCCACCGCCAACGCCCCCAUCGGACACAACGACGGAUACUUCAUGGUGCCCUUCAUCCCUCUCUACAGGAACGGAGACUAUUUUCUCUCCACGAAAGCCCUGGGAUAUGAAUAUGCAUAUUUACAGGAUCCAGGUCAGCGGUUUGUGCAGGAGUUCCUGACGCCGUAUCUGGAGCAGGCGCAGCAGAUCUGGCAGUGGCUGGUGGCGGCAGGUAUCCUGGGCGCUGCAGUAGCAGGAAUAAUCGCAUCGGUUUUCGCAGUGGCGUGUCGCAGACAGACGAGGAGACGGAAGCUGUCAUAUGGAGAGAGACAGCCGCUCCUGAACAGCAGCGAAGAAGAGGGUUCAGCUUCAUAUCAAACCACACUGUGAAUCAAAGGCAGGACAGAUGCGCUGAAACACGUCAUGUGACACGCUGAUCUCAUCCGUAAACCCAAGGGUUGUGUUUGCAUCAAGUGCACUACAUGUGUUACAGUACUCGCAAGUUCGGCCUCAGCAAGAGAAGGAUCCAAGCAUUAUGCUGAUCAAAACUGACAGUAAAUGCAUUUAUAAUUUAUUCUACGUUAAAGGGACAGUUCACCCAAAAAUGAAAAUGUCCUCGUUUACAAACACUUAAAGGGACAGAUCACACAAAAAUGAAACUCACCCACAGGUCACCCGAGAUGUAGGUGACUUUUUUCCUUCAGUAGUACAUUAAAGGAGAUUUUGAGCUGUU
Molecule: messenger RNA, 2034 nt
Organism: Danio rerio (zebrafish)
Lineage: Eukaryota; Metazoa; Chordata; Actinopteri; Cypriniformes; Danionidae
Gene: tyr
Product: tyrosinase
Biological process (GO): melanin biosynthetic process
Cellular component (GO): membrane; melanosome; melanosome membrane
Molecular function (GO): oxidoreductase activity; tyrosinase activity; identical protein binding
Source: RefSeq, marked validated